AUGCCUGACUUUAGUCUUCGACGCUUCGCGGAAUGGCAUCCUCAAAGAAAGACCAUUCUAGGCUGGCCUGGUCUGGAGGGUACUUAUAAAGAGUAUCCUGAAAGAUUGGCGAGAGCAACACAAGAAGUGUCAUCAAUUGCACAAGCUGUUGCUCACUUCCAAAGCGUCAUUCUAGCUGUCGGCAGUGAGCGUUAUGAAGAAGCAGAGUUAUAUUUCAAUGAAAUUAACACGCCUUUCAAAAUUACGCUCCACAAAAUCGAAGGCGAUAGCAUGGACGUCUGGCUGAGGGACUUUGCCCCUACAUUUGUUCUCAAAGAGCCGACCAAGGGCGAGGCCAGUAUCGUCGGUGUUGACUGGAACUUCAAUGGCUGGGGCAAUAAACAUCCAACGCCUACAGCUAUCACAUUCGCAAAGACCUUCCUAAAAGACUUUCACAUCGAAAGAAUUGAGACAUCCAUUGUCACUGAAGGUGGAUCACUUGAGACUGAUGGCGAAGGCACUCUCUUGAUUACGGAAAGUUCAAUCUUCAAUGAUAACAGAAACCCGGGAAAGUCUCGCGAAGAUAUUGAGACUGAGCUCAAACGCUGCCUGGGUAUCGAAAAGAUUCUCUGGAUCCCUGGAAGAAAGGGCUUAGACUCGACGGACUGCCAUAUCGAUGCUCUCGUCCGAUUUGUUCGGCCGGGCGCGCUGAUCAUAAGCAAGGCCAAUGAGGUGGAGCCAACCGAAUGGACUACCGUCUACGAAGAGGCUCUUGAGAUUCUGAGCAACGCCACCGAUGCAAAAGGUCGUCCAUUCGAGAUUAUUGAAGUGGAAGAGCCUGAUGAAGACUUGUUUCCGGGCGGCGGCUUUGAGGAUGACCGGGCGGUGAGGAGCUACGUCAAUUAUCUGUUGGUCAAUGGAGGCAUCAUCCUCCCUCAAUUCGGUGAUCCAGCUCAUGACGCGGCCGCCAUCAGGGUAACCCAACUGCUUUUUGGCGAGGAGAGGAGGAUUUAUCCUGUUCUGAUUGAUGAACUGCCUCGACUGGGUGGUGGUGUCCACUGUGUUACUCAGGAAAUUCCCGUAAGCCCAUCAGCAGAGAGCACCAUGAAUUAG
Trichoderma aggressivum f. europaeum is the source of this 1092-nucleotide messenger RNA. RefSeq lists its product as uncharacterized. The transcript has a single exon. The record is from RefSeq and is a predicted model, not a curated record. NCBI's taxonomy places the organism in Eukaryota, Fungi, Ascomycota, Sordariomycetes, Hypocreales, Hypocreaceae. The coding region runs from base 1 to 1092 and encodes 363 amino acids. Gene Ontology annotation, molecular function: protein-arginine deiminase activity; agmatine deiminase activity. Gene Ontology annotation, biological process: putrescine biosynthetic process.